Messenger RNA from Caenorhabditis angaria, 2356 nucleotides. NCBI's taxonomy places the organism in Eukaryota, Metazoa, Nematoda, Chromadorea, Rhabditida, Rhabditidae. The record is from the annotation of a GenBank genome assembly.
AUGAGCAGAAAAGUUGGUCGGCCGACAAAAAAAGUUGGUCGUCGAUUAGUCGGCCCACAAAAAGUUAGUCGGCGAUUAGUCGCCCCAGGAGAAGUUGGUCAACGAUUAGUCGCUCCACGUAAAGUUAGUCACCGAUUAGUCGGCUAGUUUGCCUGAGUAGGGCGGGAAAUGAAAAUAGACGCGCGUAAAUUAAAAUGCUUUGUGCAAACACGGGGACGACAAAUUGCACAAACGGAGUGUCGUUGCUUCCCGCGAAACUUGAAAAUUAUAAUUCUCGGUUUCUCGAUGAAUUCUGUUCAGAAUCUAGGGGCCAGUUCGAGUUUUGGCGAAGUUCCCCAGCAACAACUAUGCUCGUAUCAAAUUGUUCAAACAUUGGGAGAAGGUAAUCAAUUUUUUUUAGAUUCAAAAACUUAAAAAAGAGUUUUAGGAGCAUUCGGAGAAGUAUUACUUAUAGUGGAUCGGGAUAAUCCAAGUUGUGCAGUCGCUAUGAAGAAAAUGAGCAUUGCUGAUGGUGAUGCAGAAAAAAUAAAGCAAAUCAGAAAAGAAGCACUAGUUCAAAAAAUGUUAUCCAAAGUUGGAAAUGAUCAUAUAAUUCGAUUGAUUGGCAUGAAAAAUGAUUCACAAUGGUAUUAUAUAUUUCUCGAAUAUGCAGAUGGUGGAGAGUUAUUUGAUAAAAUCGAGCCAGAUGUCGGAAUGCCAUCAUAUCGCGCACAAUUCUACUUUCGUCAACUUAUCAGCGGUUUAGAAUAUAUACAUGGAAACGGAGUUGUUCAUCGUGAUAUCAAACCUGAAAAUCUUCUAUUGACUUCAAGACGUAACGUUUUCCAAAGAGUGCAAUUAUAUAUUCAUUAAUUUUUCUAGAUGUUCUCAAAAUUUCUGAUUUCGGUAUGGCCACAAUAUUCCGUCAUAAUGGUCAAGAGCGUUUAUUAGAUAUGAGCUGCGGAACUCUUCCCUAUGCAGCCCCAGAAAUCAUCGCAGGCGGAAAAUAUAAGUAUGAUUUCUAAAUUGUAAUAAUUUGUGGAGCGAAAAAAAACAUUUUCAGAGCACAACCAGUUGAUAUUUGGUCAUCAGGAAUUGUAUUAAUCACAAUGUUGACCGGAGAAAUUCCGUGGGAGAAGGCUAACGAGUAUGUUUGAUUUUCAUAUGUUGUAUUCCAAUCAAAUGUUUUUAGCUCAUCAUCUGCUUAUUUGAAUUGGCUUUCAAAUGUAAAUCUGGAUGAAGCACCUUGGAACAAAGUUGAUGUUCGUGGACUAUGUAAGAGAAAAAUAUUGGUUUUCUAGGCUUCAAAUAUAUUUUUACCCAUUGUAGCAUUUCUUCGAGUCAUCGUCACUGACAAAAUCGCAAAUCGUGCAACAAUUGAAAAAAUCAAAAAUCAUCCGUGGUUUACUCAUAAUUAUGGAUGUGUUGUUGAUGACGGUCUUCCAAUCAAACGCCAAAGACUCGCCAAUGAUGAAAUUGAGAAUAUUCCUUGUACUCAAAUACCAGCGGAAUCGAAAAAUUUGGAAGAUUUGAAAUCGCGACAUCGACAAGUUGAGCGAAAAGUAUCAUCUUUCUCACAACCGGCUAAUAUCGAUGAUAUGUUCCUUACACAACAAAUUGAUAUGUCACAAGGAAGUGGAGUGAGUUUGGACGGGUCCAAAAUAUUUCAUGCUCAAAAAAUUAUUAGAAAUUUGAAUUUUCAACUUAUUCAUAAUUUUACUUUCAUUUUUAACACUUCUGACUUGUCAGGAAUCAAAAAAUACCGUAAAAUCUUUACUUUGAAUAAAAAAAAGAUCAGAUAAGUAACGUGAACUGGUCACGUGAUCAUUUUUUUACAAAAAGAAAAAUGGUUCAUUUUUAGCUGAAAACUUGUGUAAAUUUUGAGCCUUUAAGAAUCAUCUGCAGUUAUUUUAUUUGUUCAAUUAAAUAUUUGAUAUACAAAGUUUUUAAGUCUAGUUUCUGUUUUCAGAAUCUUAUGCAACGAAUGGUUUGUCGUAUGACACGUUUCUGUGUCAAAGUUGGUAUGAACGCAGCAAUCCAACGUGUAUCAACAGAAGCAGAAUAUGCUGGAUAUUCAGUUCGUCAACAAUCUCACAUGUUCAAUUUGCUAAUUACUUACCGCGAAAUUUCAAUGAUGGUUUGUGCCUACGAAAUGGUGAAUAGUGCACAUGGCGGAACAAAAGUAAUGAUAGAUUUCCGAAGAUCUCGUGGUGAUGGAAUUCAAUUCAAAAGAAUGUUUAUUGAAAUUCGCAAUCGAAUGCAUGAUCUCAUUUGCUCCGAAGGCAAUUAUUGGCUUCAAAAUCGCGGACUUUUCCCAUCUCAAGAACCUGAAUUCGCCAAUUCUCUCCCAACUCCACUUUCUCCAUCUCAUCAAUAA